Cyprinus carpio (common carp) is the source of this 3418-nucleotide messenger RNA. Its product is annotated as calcium-independent phospholipase A2-gamma. Gene Ontology annotation, biological process: arachidonate metabolic process. NCBI's taxonomy places the organism in Eukaryota, Metazoa, Chordata, Actinopteri, Cypriniformes, Cyprinidae. The record is from RefSeq and is a predicted model, not a curated record. Gene Ontology annotation, cellular component: membrane.
GCAGCUUGGACCGCCCAAUCAAACGCGCCGUUGGGUGUCACGUGACCGACCGCGGAAGCGCGCAGUGUUUAUCAACUGAGCCGCAAACUGUUAAUAACCAGCUAACUUAGUUUAAUAACCGGCGCCCAGCCUUCGUUAUGCGCGUCUAAACAGCAGGCGUCUGAAGAUGAUGAGGAGCUUUCUGAAGUGAGCUGAAGAACAGUCACCAUGACUGUCGUCUGCCUGCUGGAUGGCUGCGUACUGCGUUUGUGCCACAGACCGGGACGUGUGUCUGCCAUCCUGUCCGCGUCCCCGCUGAGGAGCCUGAGCUGUAGGCUGAGCUGGAGGCCCGAGCGCGGCCAGAGGUUCUGGCUCUGUAGGGCGGGAUCGUACGCAAACGUCUCGGCCUUCAGCACGUCGACGUGCCGCGGGGCAGCCGACCUGAGAUACCACGCGUCCCGUCUGAGGAGCAUUCUAGACUCGGCCUGGAAAGCAGCGAGUGGGGCGCGAGCGCAGAUUCUGUCCCGACUCAAAGCCGAGGAGACCUCAAGCCCGCCUGUUGCUCCGCCCCCCACACUUGUUGCUAUGACAACUGAGAUCCAGGAAAAGAAGGUGUGCAGAGAGACCGGAGCAGCCCUGCCCACUACUCAACAGGCUCCGCCCUCAGCAAUUGUUGCAACGGCAGCUGAGGUCCAGGAACAGAGAGAGUGCAGAGUAACGGCAACAGCCCCGCCCACUACAACACAGGCCCCACCCACAAAACAGGCCACACCCCUCUUCCAUCCAGGCUCCCUCAGCGUUAAUCUGGGAGAGACUUAUGACUAUGUGUCUCAGCAUAUCAACUCUUACUUCAGCAGCUUAACUAAACCUGGCCCAGAUGUCGCUCAGCCCAUGUCCUCUCGCCCGGAAACGCCUCGCACCGAACCCUCUUUCUCUCUCGGAAAAGGACUCGGGAGUUACUGGAGCUACUCGCCGCCGAGCGUCCAGGGCUUCAUAGGGAGCUACAUCACUCCACUGGUCCCCCGGUUCAGAACAGAGCCCAAAAGCGCGUCGGUGGAGGCGGAUGAAGCUGCUUCUGAUGAUGCCGAAGGCAAGGAAACGGUCCAGAGUGAAGAUCAGGAGAGAGCCAGACGCCUGCUGCUCCAGAGAGAGAAGAUCGUGGCGCGGGUGAGCGUGGAUAACCGGACCCGAGCUCUGGUUCAGGCUCUGCGCCGGGCCUCAGAUGUGCGCCUCUACAUCCGGCGGGUGGAGGAUCUCAGUCUCCAUCUGCUGGAGUUCCCAGAAACACGAUCUGUGGCCGUCAAGGAGCGUGUGAUCCCGUGUCUGCUGCGUCUGCGUCAGGCCGGUGACGUGUGUCUGCAGGUUGCGGUCCGACAGGCUCUGGCUCUGCUGGGCUUCACUGAGCCUGUGAGGAAGCGCGGCGUCCGGAUCCUGUCCAUCGACGGAGGGGGGACCCGGGGUCUGCUGGCCCUUCAGACGCUGCGGCGCUUACAGGAGGUGUCAGGUAAACCUGUCCAUCAGCUGUUCGACUACAUCUGCGGCGUCAGCACAGGUGCGAUCCUGGGCUUCAUGCUGGGCAUCCUCCAGAUCCCGCUGAAGGACUGUGAGGAUCUCUACAGGACGCUGAGCUCAGACGUCUUCAAGCAGAACCUGAUCGUGGGAACGGUGAAGAUGAGCUGGAGUCACGCUUUCUACGACAGCCAGAUCUGGGAGAAAGUGCUGAAAGAGAAGAUGGGCUCGGAGCUGCUGAUCCAGACGGCUCGCCACCCCCACUGCCCCAAAGUGGCGGCGGUGAGCACAGUGGUGAACCACCAUCCUCCGGUGAAGGCCUUCGUCUUCAGGAACUACAGCCUGCCGGUGGGGGUGCGGUCGCAUUACCGCGGGUCCUGCAGGCACCGGCUGUGGGAGGCCAUCCGAGCCUCGUCUGCGGCGCCGGGAUACUUCCAGGAGUUCGCUCUGGGACACGACCUGCACCAGGACGGUGGGAUGCUGAUCAAUAACCCCACGGCUCUGGCCAUCCACGAGUGUCAGUGUCUGUGGCCGGACGUCCCGCUGCAGUGCGUGGUGUCUCUGGGGACGGGACGCUUCCAGACGGCCGGCAGGACCAGCGUCUCCUACACCAGCCUGAAGACCAAGCUGAGUCACGUCAUCAGCAGCGCCACCGACACCGAGGAAGUGCACACUAUGCUGGACGCUCUGCUCCCGCCGAACACGUACUUCCGCUUUAACCCCUACAUGAGCGAGGACGUGGCUCUGGACGAGAGCCGAGGGGAGAAGCUGGAGCAGCUGCAGGCCGAGGGUCUUCAGUAUCUGGAGAGGAACCAGGAGAAGCUCCAGCGAGCCGUCAGCGAGCUCUCGCGAGACAAGAGCUCCACGCAGAGACUGAGCGAGUGGCUGCGGCUCAGAGCGCUCAUGUUCAGGAUCUAGAGGAACACAUCACUGAGCAGCUUCAGGUCUGGGAUCUGUGAGGGACACCGGUAAAGACUCGCUCAGGGACUGACUCGUUCAGAUCAUCAGGGCAAUACACCACUCUUAUAUUGUAUUGUAUUGUGUUUUAUUUUAAUUAAUUAAUUUUAUUUUAUUUUAGUUUAGUUUAGUUUAUUAUUUUUUAUUUCAUUUUAUUUGUAUUUAUUUAUUUAUUUAUUUUUAUUUUACUGAAACAAAGUUUGUGUUAAAACUUCUAACACAGUAAAAAAUUCUGAAAUAGAAUCAGGCAUCAAAAAAUCAUAAAAUCCAGAAGAAAAGAAGUCAUUUAUUUCUACAGCAAAGCAGCUUCACAGUAAUAAACUGGAAAAUAACAGCGUGAAUGUCGUAAAAUUGAUUAGUUAUUACACAGUAAAGUUUCAGCUGUAAAGCAGCUCUACAGAAGACGAUAGAAUCAUUAUUCAGAUCAGAUCAGAUCAGAAGUGUUCAGUGUGUUUGUAACCUGCUGUAGAACAAGAGCAUGGAUACAGGAUCGGAUUCUAACACUGAUGAUGAUGAAAUUAAAUAUACGAGCUGCAGACGGCUAGAAUCAUCUUUCAGAACACACUCAUGUUUGAUCAUUAUGACUGUGAUUUAUUUUAUGAAGGCAGCUCAUAUCUAUAAUUUACACUAGAAUAGAAAAUGAAGACUUGAACGUCUGAAACGGUUUCAUCAGUGAGGGCUGACUGCUCAGCUUACUCUGAGAUUCAGUCAUUUCCUUUUUAUUAUGUUUGAAUAUUACUGUUCAGGUUUAGCACUUGAACUCAUGACCGUUUGUGUUUGCGCUGACGUUCUUCAUGAGUGUUUCUGUCUUGCCUUGUGUUACAAAAGAUCUAAACACCCUCAAAUCAAGAGACAUUUACUGGAGAAGCAAAAUGACAGAAGAUGAGAACGUCUUGUUUUAAAACAAGAACACAGAAAAAAUCAACUUAAUUCACAGAGAAAACUAGACAAAAAUAAAAGGAAGAAAAUCAUA